CCUGCGUCUCCGCUGCCUGCAGAUUUCAUUCCAGCCCAAUGCAGGGAAAUAAACAGCUUGGGGCUUGAAGCCGGUGGCCUCGGUGCUGGCGGGCUUGGCUGGGGAGCCGGCACUCUUAACCCAACACAGCCCUCCGGGACCCCCGCCCCGUCCAGGAAGCCCAGGUUUCUUCUGCUAUGGAGAGAGAGAUCCCCGUCUUACGAGUCCGGUCCCAGUUAAUGGAUUCUGACAUGGAUUAUGAAAGGCCAAACGUAGAAACUAUCAAGUGUGUUGUGGUUGGGGACAACGCAGUGGGCAAGACCAGGCUCAUUUGUGCCCGUGCUUGUAAUGCCACACUGACUCAGUACCAGCUUCUUGCCACCCAUGUGCCCACAGUCUGGGCCAUUGACCAGUAUCGUGUUUGCCAGGAGGUAUUGGAGCGCUCUCGAGAUGUGGUAGAUGAUGUUAGUGUGUCCUUGAGGCUUUGGGAUACCUUUGGAGACCAUCACAAGGACAGGCGCUUUGCUUAUGGAAGAUCUGACGUUGUAGUAUUAUGCUUCUCCAUUGCUAAUCCCAACUCGUUACACCAUGUGAAGACCAUGUGGUACCCAGAGAUCAAGCACUUCUGCCCCCGAGCUCCUGUCAUCCUUGUAGGCUGCCAGCUUGACCUUCGCUAUGCCGAUCUGGAAGCAGUAAAUCGAGCUAGGCGACCUUUAGCCAGACCGAUCAAACCAAAUGAAAUUCUCCCCCCAGAGAAGGGGCGAGAGGUGGCCAAAGAGCUGGGGAUCCCUUAUUAUGAGACCAGCGUAGUAGCCCAAUUUGGCAUUAAGGAUGUCUUCGACAAUGCCAUUCGAGCUGCUCUCAUCUCCCGCCGGCAUCUCCAGUUCUGGAAGUCUCACCUGCGUAAUGUCCAGAGGCCGUUGCUCCAGGCCCCUUUCUUGCCCCCCAAGCCACCCCCACCCAUCAUCAUUGUUCCUGACCCUCCUUCCAACAAUGAGGAGCGUCCAGCCAACCUGCUGGAGGACCCCUUGUGUGCGGAUGUCAUCCUGGUGUUGCAAGAGAGAAUCAAAAUCUACGCGCAUAAGAUCUACCUCUCCACCUCCUCCUCUAAGUUCUACGACUUGUUCUUGAUGGACCUGAGUGAGGAGAGCCAGCAGGGGAUGACAGGAAGCGGCACCGGGGCUGGUGUUGCUGAGCGGACCCUCCAUCAGGAGGAGAGGCAUCACCAUGGCCGGGAAUUCCUCCUGAGAGCUGCUAGUUUUGAUAUCUGUGAGAGUGCUGAGGAAGCUGGCUCUGGCCAGCAAAAACCGUGCCUUAGAGCCUCCACCAGCGAUGGGAUAUUGCGGGGCAAGAACUAUGGGGAACGAGGGCUAAAACGGGGGCGGAUCCUCUCCUCUUGGAGCCGUGCCUUUGUCAGCAUCCAGGAGGAGAUGGCCGAUGACCCCAUGACAUACAAGCCCCGACUUAUGGUGGUGGUGAAGAUGGACCCUUCCAUUCAACUGGGGCCCUUCAGGGCUGUGCUCAAAUAUCUGUACACAGGAGAGCUGGACGAGAACGAGAGGGACCUGAUGCAUAUUGCCCACAUUGCUGAGCUGCUAGAAGUCUUUGACCUCAGGAUGAUGGUGGCCAACAUCCUGAACAAUGAGGCAUUCAUGAACCAGGAGAUCACCAAAGCCUUCCACGUCAGGAGAACCAACCGGGUUAAGGAGUGUCUGGCCAAGGGGACUUUUUCUGAUGUCACCUUUAUGCUGGAUGAUGGUGCUAUCAGUGCCCACAAGCCCUUGCUAAUCUCCAGUUGUGACUGGAUGGCUGCUAUGUUUGGGGGUCCGUUUGUGGAGAGCUCAACCCAAGAGGUGGUUUUACCUUACACCAGCAAGAGUUGCAUGAGGGCAGUGCUGGAGUACCUGUACACGGGGCAGUUUUGUUCCACAUCAGACCUUGAUUACAUGAAGCUUAUCAUCCUUGCCAACCGCCUGUGUCUGCCACACCUAGUUGCACUGACAGAACAGUUCACGGUGUCUGGUCUGAUGGAAGCAACUCAGAUGUUAGUGGAUAUUGAUGGUGAUGUCCUUGUGUUCCUGGAGCUGGCUCAGUUCCAUGGUGCCUACCAGCUAGCCGACUGGUGCCUCCAUCAUAUCUGCACCAACUACAACAACAUCUGCCGCAAAUUUCCUCGAGAGAUGAAAGCAAUGUCAGCAGAGAACCAGGACUAUUUUGAGAAGCAUCGGUGGCCCCCCGUUUGGUAUCUGAAGGAGGAGGACCACUAUCAGAGGGCCAGGAAGGAGCGUGAGAAGGAAGACUACCUCCAUCAGAAACGGCAGCCUAAGAGGAGGUGGCUCUUCUGGAAUGCCUCCUCUCCUGCCCAGUCACCUUCCUCAUCAGCAGCCACAGCUUCAUCUUCAUCUUCCUCCUCCUCUUCUGCUGUGGUCUGAGAGAUGCACUGCCCCUACACACACACACACUCCUCUGUCUCUCUUGAGAGAAGGGGGCCUGCCACCCUGACCAACAUCUGGCUUGACAGGCUUAGAGAGGACACCAGCAGCUAAAACCCUCAGUGGAGAAAACAAGCAUGAAUGUCCCUGGGAGGUUAGCAAGAACCUGUGCAGGUGGAGCUCAGGGUCUGGAGCAUCCUACAUCUUCACCCAGAGCUCUCUCCAUAGGGUCCCAGUCCUUGCCUCAGCCAGUGUUGGCGCACAGCCGUUGGAGGUUGCCCGGGUGGAAUGGCAGGCGAGCCAGAUUUCUUUAGAAGGGGGCUCACUCAUCUAACAGGACACACCUCAUGUUUACAGGAAUGCAAGAGGUUUACUUUGAAAAUCUGCUACAAGGAAAAUGCAGCAGUUCUUCAUUGAUUUAAUGAGGGUUCCCGCACCUUUGCAAAAAAGAAAUAAUUGGGUGCCUCACACUGUCCACCCCUCUGCACCAUUUCAAGCUGCUGAAGACAGGCGCUGUGCCCCAGAAUUUUUUGGGGGGGCUUUUCAUGGCAAGGUGAUCAUUUUUCUGUUGCACGUCCACCCCUGGGGCCUAGCUCUAGGAUGUUUGCUAGCAGCAAGGCACAGAUCCUGGGAGCAUCAAAGAGCUGUGGACCCUCCGCAUGAGAGGCAGGCCCUGCUAGAGGAGGCAUAGGUCAACAGAUGCUUCAGUUCUGCACUGAGACUGAAUUGCAACAGGAAAAAAGUCCUAGAACACAGAACAUGCCUGCUGUGGCUGGAAAGAUGCUGUUUUCUUUCUUUCUCUCGUUGCUUGCACACUACAAGUUACCAGGUUGGCUAGCCCAAUGAGAGCAGGUUAAGAAAGUUGGCGAGGGAGUCUCUUCCAUCCUGGCCUGUGCUGGCCAUGUUUGGGAAUGUGCUGCUUCUGAAAGAAUUGGAAACUCCAGCAGUUGACACUGUUUUUAAUGAAGCAAACCAAUACACCAACUUGGAUUUUAGUGUGCAAGGUUGUGUUGUAAUAAAUGGUAUUUUGAAAAGAU
Podarcis raffonei (Aeolian wall lizard) is the source of this 3448-nucleotide messenger RNA. It is a transcript of the gene RHOBTB2, whose product is annotated as Rho related BTB domain containing 2. Gene Ontology annotation, molecular function: GTPase activity; protein binding; GTP binding. Lineage: Eukaryota; Metazoa; Chordata; Lepidosauria; Squamata; Lacertidae. Bases 177 to 2411 code for a protein of 744 amino acids. Gene Ontology annotation, biological process: small GTPase-mediated signal transduction. The transcript is spliced from 10 exons. The record is from RefSeq and is a predicted model, not a curated record.